AUGCCGGAGUCCAACACCUCCACCGAGUUCGAGGGCUCUCUGAGCAAUGAGCCUAAGCGCAUCGAAGAAGGUGUAGCGGGCAUCGAAAGCGAGAAGAGUGUGGACAGUCCUGCGCCAGCUGCUCCGCCAGCUGCGCCGGCUGGUCCUCAGCCUCUGCCUGCGGUCCAGUUAUGGACAAUUGUUGCUGCUGUUUCGUUGGCUGGUUUCAUCUACAGUAUGGACGUUGCUAUUAUUACGACCGCUAUCCCCGCUAUUACCACUCAGUUCAAAACCAUCAAAGAUAUUGGUUGGUACGGAAGUGCGUACCUUAUCACAUUGUGUUCUUGCGCACCCAUCAUGGGCAAGAUUUUGCAAAACUACUAUUCCAAAAACGUCUUCUUCGUAUUCGUCGUUGUCUUUGAGGUCGGCUCUCUGAUCUGUGCAUUGGCUCCUACGUCAACUGCAUUCAUCAUUGGCCGAGCCAUUGCUGGCAUUGGUGGUGCCGGUCUGUUCAACGGUGGUCUUGCCAUUGUCGCAGCCUCUUCAACGAAAGAGCAACGUCCUGGUCUCGUUGCUCUCGUGUACGCAUUUUCCCUUCUCGGAUCAGUCAUCGGUCCCAUCAUCGGAGGUGUUUUCACAGAGAAGGUUACCUGGAGAUGGUGCUUCUACAUCAACCUCCCCCUUGGCGCUGUAACCCUCGGCGCCAUCAUGCUCAUCCGCGUCCCCGACAUCCGCGACAAGACCAAGCUCGCCAAAACAUUCUUGGAAGCCAUGAACCGUCUUGACCCCAUCGGAUUCGGCCUGUUCGCUCCCACUUGCAUCAUGCUCUUGAUGGCUCUCCAGUGGGGUGGUACCACAUACGCUUGGGGCUCAUCCACCAUCAUCGGCCUCUUCGUCGGAUUCGGCGUAACGCUCAUCGUCUUUUGCUUCUGGGAACGCCGACGUGGAGAUUCCGCAAUGAUCCCGGGAUCAAUCAUGAAGCAGCCCGUGGUUUGGUCGUCCUGUGUAAUUAACAUGACGCAGUUUGCGUCCCUUUGGAUCUUUUCGUACUACUUGCCUGUCUGGUUCCAGACUGUCAAGGGCGAUUCUCCGAUUGCUAGCGGUGCCUACUAUAUGGCCACUGCUGCGCCGAUUAUCGUCAUUACCAUGACCACUGGUUUUAUUGCCAAGAAACCCAACACCUCUCUCUACAUGUUCGUCGGAAACUCCAUCGCAGCCGUCGGUGCCGGUCUCAUGACCCGCUUCGUCCCCUCUUCCUCGGUCGGCGUCUGGGUUGGCUACCAGGUCCUCUCUGGUUUCGGCCGUGGUAUCACGCAACAACAACCCAUUCUCGCCGUUCAGCAGGGUCUCGAACCCACCAAGAUCCCCAUCGGUGUCGCCAUGGUCCUCUUCGGACAAUUCUUUGGCGGUGGUGUAUUCCUUGCCCUUGCAGACACAGAUCUGUCCAGUACUCUGAUCUCUUACAUUCCGGAAUAUGCCCCUGGCGCCAAUGUCACUGCGAUCAUUGAUGCGGGUGCCUCUAGUGUACGGAAUGUUGUUACUGCUGAGCAGUUGCCGGGAGUUAUUCUAGCCUAUAACAAGGCUAUUGACAACGUGUUUUAUUUGGGAACCGCUACAUCCGCAUUCGCUGCGGUGAUUGCUCUAUACAUGACAUUUGCGGGAUUCAGGGCUGCGAAGCGUACUAAGAAGGCCGACAGUGUUUAA
Messenger RNA from Talaromyces amestolkiae, 1683 nucleotides. RefSeq lists its product as uncharacterized. The transcript is spliced from 7 exons. Gene Ontology annotation, molecular function: transmembrane transporter activity. NCBI's taxonomy places the organism in Eukaryota, Fungi, Ascomycota, Eurotiomycetes, Eurotiales, Trichocomaceae. The coding region runs from base 1 to 1683 and encodes 560 amino acids. Gene Ontology annotation, biological process: transmembrane transport. The record is from RefSeq and is a predicted model, not a curated record.